Molecule: messenger RNA, 3415 nt
Organism: Phyllostomus hastatus (greater spear-nosed bat)
Lineage: Eukaryota; Metazoa; Chordata; Mammalia; Chiroptera; Phyllostomidae
Gene: PRMT8
Product: protein arginine methyltransferase 8
Exons: 10
Coding region: 653-1837 (394 amino acids)
Biological process (GO): peptidyl-arginine methylation
Cellular component (GO): plasma membrane
Molecular function (GO): protein-arginine N-methyltransferase activity
Source: RefSeq, a predicted model, not a curated record
GCUUUUUCCAAGCCUCCAGAGUGGCCCUGCAGCGUCCGCGCAGCCCUUGCCCCCGCGCAAGUUGUCCGCGGCGCGGGGGAGUGGGGGCGACGGAGAGACCCCGGCAGCCCCGCGGAGGGGGCGAGUGCCCGGUCACCACGAGCCCCAGGUCUGCGCCCAGCUGCUGCCCGCUCCACCGAACCUUUUACCCCGCCCCCACUCACCCGGCUCAGCCCCUAGGAGAGACGCGCAGGAAGCGUGUUGCUUCGCCCCGCAGAUCCGCAGAAGUUGAGAGGAGUUGGCGGCAGCCUCGGGCCGGCUGGACUUUGCGAGCAGCCGGGGAGAGACGCCGCCACCGCGGAGCCUUCCGGGCUGCCUCCCUCCUGCUGAGUCCGCAGCGAGGGUGGAGAGGGGCGGGGAGGGGGUCGGGUGCGCGAGAAGAACUUGAAACUGUGUGAAGGAAUCCGAAGCAGAAGAAAAGGGAAGAAAAUAAAACAAAGUGGAGACUGCAAGAAAGACUCAACCGUGGUUGAUUGUAUCGGCUGACGCUCCGGCAGAGGGGCUGGGUUGAGGGUAUUUUUUUCCUUCCUCCCAUUCUCUCUUUCUCUCUUUUAAAGCUACACCAGGUCUCUUUCUCUACUAUCUUUGCACCACCAAACCCUUGCUGGCUCUUAUGGGCAUGAAACACUCCUCCCGCUGCCUGCUCCUAAGGAGGAAAAUGGCGGAGAACGCUGCCGAGAACACCGAGGUGAGCAGUCCCCCCUCUCAGCCCCCUCAGCCUGUGGUCCCACCCAAGCCUGUGCAAUGUAUCCAUCAUGUGUCCACUCAACCCAGCUGUCCAGGACGGGGCAAGAUGUCCAAGCUGCUGAACCCAGAGGAAAUGACCUCAAGAGAUUAUUACUUCGACUCCUAUGCCCACUUUGGGAUCCACGAGGAGAUGCUGAAGGAUGAGGUGCGGACACUCACUUACCGGAACUCCAUGUACCACAACAAGCACGUGUUCAAAGACAAAGUGGUGCUGGAUGUUGGGAGUGGUACCGGGAUCCUUUCCAUGUUUGCUGCCAAAGCAGGAGCCAAGAAGGUGUUUGGGAUUGAAUGUUCCAGUAUUUCUGACUACUCAGAGAAGAUCAUUAAGGCCAACCAUUUGGACAACAUCAUCACCAUAUUUAAGGGUAAAGUGGAAGAGGUGGAGCUGCCUGUGGAGAAGGUGGACAUUAUCAUCAGCGAGUGGAUGGGCUAUUGUCUCUUCUAUGAGUCAAUGCUCAACACAGUCAUCUUUGCCAGAGACAAGUGGCUGAAACCUGGAGGGCUUAUGUUUCCAGACCGGGCAGCAUUGUACGUGGUAGCAAUUGAAGACAGACAGUACAAGGACUUCAAAAUCCACUGGUGGGAAAAUGUCUACGGCUUUGACAUGACUUGCAUCCGGGACGUUGCCAUGAAGGAGCCCCUGGUGGACAUUGUGGACCCAAAGCAAGUGGUGACCAAUGCCUGUUUAAUAAAGGAAGUGGAUAUUUACACAGUCAAGACGGAAGAGCUGUCGUUCACGUCUGCCUUCUGCCUGCAAAUCCAGCGCAAUGACUACAUCCACGCCCUGGUCACCUAUUUUAAUAUUGAAUUUACCAAGUGCCACAAGAAAAUGGGGUUUUCCACAGCCCCUGAUGCCCCCUACACCCACUGGAAGCAGACUGUUUUCUACUUGGAAGAUUACCUCACUGUCCGGAGGGGGGAAGAGCUCUAUGGGACCAUCUCCAUGAAGCCAAAUGCCAAAAAUGUGCGAGAUCUCGAUUUCACAGUAGACUUGGACUUCAAGGGACAGCUGUGUGAAACAUCUGUAUCUAAUGACUACAAAAUGCGUUAGCACACGUGGGAUGCUGCAGAGAGUGAGCAAGAAAACAUUCCCACCUUGAUCUGCGGCACUGUGACAAGGAAUACUGUUUGCAGGACUACACACUGAAUAUCAGAGGUUUAAACUCUGCCUUGAAGAUUGGGGAACUCACCAGGGCUCCCAUGGGCUCUGACACUGGACAGGUGGCCUCUGGCUCCUCAGCUCUGCUCUGUGAGCCCUUCACAAAGGCUUUGCUGUCGCUGAUCAAGAGUGACCUCGUGGCUGGGCCUGGGGACAGAACGUACCCAUGUAUCCCCAUUGUCCUCCUGUACUGUGAAUCUCCGGAUCUUCCAAGUUUUGCAUGCUGCAGGCAUCUAGGGCAGAUCGCUUCACUAGAACCUGGAGGCUAGUAUCUUUGAUAGCAUAAGCCAGAUUCUGUCUGUUAAGUGGUGUGUGGGUGUGUGUGUGCAUACCGCAUAUACAGUUGUUUAUUUACCCACAACACUGUAUAUGCACGCACUUACAACCACUGGGUUCACCCAUGUGUUCAUUCAGGGCGUGUGUGCGCACAUGUGCAUAGAAUAUAUAUUACUCUCAGAGGAGAUCUUGUGGCUUUCGAAUAGGACUUUGUUUUGUGAUUAGCUCUCCCCUCCCCCAUCCCUUACCAGGUGUAAGCAGCUAUGAAACGUUCUCUGUACUAGCUCUGGUCUCCUUUUGACUAGACCAUGGCUCCGAACCUGAGCAUAGUACCACGUACUCUGUGGGCGCUCAAUAAAUGCACAUGACAGUGAACCAAUGGGAUGGCUGUGUUCCUGGUGCCCUAGGAUUGGGAGGGCUGGGCUAGGAUGUCAAAGGCCAUAAGGAACAGAAGUCAAAGGAGCAGCACCUUGGUUGCUCCCUGCUCCAUAAAGGUAAGGUCCUCGGUAGGUGUAGCUGUGAAGUCAAGACUGGCUGAAAGGCACCUCCCUAUAGACUCUCAGGGGAUAGGAAGAGUGUUCUAGAGCAGGGGUGGGAGGGCAUGAGCUAACCAAGAGUGCUCUAGAAGCGGAGGCCACAUGUAGCCUAAAGGGCAGCCAAGGUUGGGAGUAAUCCAUGAUGUGCAUGCUGCUGGGAGGGCCAGGAGAAAGCAGGAGAUGGUGGCUGAGCUUGUGGUCCUGAAUCACUGGGCAGAGACUGGCACAGGGACUGAGGGAAAGGCUAAUAGGCCAGUGAAGGGACAUUUCUUGUGUAGGAUGCUGAGAGUUUGCAGCACCACACAAGGUGUGAAUGAUCUCGUCACUGCCCCUCACCUCUGGGCCAAGGUCUGGCCUGGCCUGUCACCUUGCUCAUCAGCAGGAGCCCACCCAUCUUGAACAGACUUCCCAGUGAGCUCAGGCAAAAGCCAUUUGGUCCUUGAGGUGACACCCAGUUUCUCAUCACAGUUCCCUUCCUCAGUGUCAUUGGUAAAUCUAUAGUCCUCUCAAGUUCUUCAUCCCUGCCACCUCUAAGAUUUUAGACUCUAUUCCUAUCAUGGAGAGGGCGGAACCAGAUGAAAGACUUCUGUGACUGGGAUUGGCUACAGAGGAAAAGGAUGGGAUCCUCACCUGUGGACAGGGACCCAGGCCUAGCUGC